UACACAAAUUAAGAUAACCGGGUUUCAUUUCUAAGGAGGAAGUUAGGAAAGUUUUGGAAUAAUUUUAUUAAGUUGAGGUUCAAGAAAAUGGCAAAUGCAAGUGAUGAGUUUAGGCUAGCAUCUUCUGGCAUCGACCAUGAAGGUAGGCUGCCACGAAAAUACACAGAUGAAGGUCAAGGUGCAAAAAGUAGAAUAUCACCACCUUUAGAAUGGUAUAAUGUCCCGAAUGGGACUAAAACAUUAGCACUAGUGGUGGAAGAUAUAGAUGCACCCGACCCAAAUAGCCCCCUUGUUCCAUGGACCGUAUGGGUGGUGACCAGUAUACCACCGAAUUUGAAAGGACUGCCUGAGGGGUUUUCAGGCAACGAGGACGAAAUGGGAGGGGAUUAUGCGAAAAUUAAAGAAGGGAAUAACGAUUUGAAGGUACCAGGAUGGCGCUGCCCAACAAUACCAACACCCGGACAUCGGUUUGAGUUCAAACUCUAUGCAUUGGAUGAUGAAAUCGAUUUGGGAAAUAAGGUGACGAAGGAAAAGCUACUAGAGGCAAUUGAUGGGCAUGUACUUGGCGAAGCUGUUCUGGUGGCCAUAUAUUAAUCGAUCAAAAGUAUAAUAUAUGUAUCUACGUACUAAUUAAUGUUCGUAGCUGUACUAUUUAUUCUCCAUAUGUAUGCAUGUUAAAAGACCACUUGAUUAA
Erigeron canadensis is the source of this 694-nucleotide messenger RNA. RefSeq names its product UPF0098 protein TC_0109-like. The record is from RefSeq and is a predicted model, not a curated record. The transcript is spliced from 3 exons. Bases 88 to 594 code for a protein of 168 amino acids. NCBI's taxonomy places the organism in Eukaryota, Viridiplantae, Streptophyta, Magnoliopsida, Asterales, Asteraceae.